Candidula unifasciata is the source of this 3769-nucleotide messenger RNA. The record is from the annotation of a GenBank genome assembly. NCBI's taxonomy places the organism in Eukaryota, Metazoa, Mollusca, Gastropoda, Stylommatophora, Geomitridae.
AAACAACAGCGCCAAGGGCAAAUGCCGAGACCAGAGUCCAGUAGACAAAGCGCGGCAGCUAGUCACAACUCUGUCCAACCUAGAGAAGGAAACAGCUGAUAGUAUUUGGAUAGAGGUAGACCUGGGGCCAGCUCCACUAGAUCAAUAUCUGAAGUACCCAGAAAAGGCCGGAAGUCCUUAUCCAAAGCUUGGUCACCACUCCAGGCAGAAGAAGAAGCUGUUGGAGAAUGUUGACAACUUUCAGGAAGCCAAGAAUGUCCUGCGACAUCUUGAGGAAACACGACUGACCCUGGAGAACAACAUUGACCAGGUUGUCCGGUCACGAAGAGAUGUUCACUUGUUUUCUACGCUGCUUGGGAGUGAGUCUAACAGGGUGAAUGAUGAUCAGUUACGAAUUGAGAAACUGGUGAAUAAGAAGAUUUCUGCUCUGGAAGGAGAUGUACAGAGAGGAGUGCUCCGAGGACUUGCUCUAGCAGAAGCUGAAAAACUGGCAGCUCAACAAGAGCUAGAAUUAGCAACCAAGCGAAAGCUGGAGCAAGGCAAAAGUGCUCUUCUGAAAGGUCAGGCAGACAGAAGUGCCAGGUUGUCAUACAGUAAGCCAAAUUCAUUGACCACAACAAAUGUGAAUAAUAAAGGCAAAGAAAACCGAGGAAGUAAAGUGAGGCUGCCAUUAAAGCCGGCAGCCAUCAAGGAUGAAGCAACUCGGGUAAGAACUUACGGUAAACCUGAAUACCUGCGUGGCAGGACAACAAUCAGAGAUCCUUAUCUCCACUUCAAAAAUGCCAAGAAAGGAGUUGCAGCAAAGUCUUCUCUCACCAACUUAAAUGAGUCUGCAAGAAGUAGAGAAGGCAGAUCAAGAUCACCCCCAAGACAUGGCCAGGAGCCAGUUAUUGACCCUAUGCCGAGGCAGUUUUACUUUAGUCCCACACGCGGAUACAUUCCACUUGGUGGUGGAGAUACAGCUCCAAUUCAAGGUCAACUGGUUUCCAUGGCAGUACCAUUAGGAGCACCACGAAUAGAGCCUGGACUGAGGAGGUCAGCUGCUCCUGUGACUAGAAGCAGCUCUGGUCCGGUCAGUUCCACCCCUGUCCCAGUGACAGCUGCCAGAAAUGUGGCCAUGGUCUCUUUCCCUGGGGACAAGAAUGAGCAAGGACAUGCUGAAAGGCAACCAGAGCUAACUAAACAGGUACUGCCACCUGUAGACAUUGACUCCAUAUCCCCGUCAUCAUCGCAGAGGUCCGACAUUCAUUUCAGAAGCCCACAACAAGAUCAUGCAAAUCUCACAUUCCUGUUUGAUUCCAGAAAUGAAGCUGAUGAAUCAAAGUUACCUCACACAGAAGAGAAUUCUGAAUUAGAGCAGUCAGGAGAGGGAAUUAGGCUACCAGGAUACGAACCUAAAACUGCUCCAUACUCAGGGCCGAGUUUCCCGCCACAAAUCAGAAAUCCCGGUUGGGCAGACGGGGCUGGAGAAGUUGUAGCAGCACAACAGAUGUCAGAUGUCAUGGCAGAAGACUUACGAAGAAGAGAUAUGCUGGAGAACAAUGCUGUCAUUUGGCUUGAACAAGAGCUGAUGGCUCGUGUGCUGUCGCAGAUGCCUCAGCAAGUGACAGAGAGACCUGCAGAUGCUAGUCAAGCAGAAUCAGAAGCCAGCGAUAAGGAUGAGUCCCUGCUAGUGACUGACAUGGUUGGCCAGAGUGGCAUGCAGCUGUUUAUUGAUGCCGGCCAACCAGUCGACAAUGCCCUUAUACAGGAUCUUAUCAAGGUUGUCAUCAGGGAAAAAAUCCUGGCUAUGAUGGCUCAGAGAGAAACAGAAGGUGAAGGCCAGGUCAGAGUCAGGAAUGAAGUGGAAGAGGCCUUAGAGGAGAAGGAGGCAGAGGAGAUUGCCACUGGCUCCCAUAGAGUCCCCACUCCUCAACCAACUCCAAAAUCCUCCCCCAUCCCUUCCCCCAAACAGACAAGACAGCAGCCACCACAACCAGCUACUCCACCACAGUCUCCACCACUCGAUGGCUACAGAUUUAAACCUGUAGAACCUGAACCUCCGAAGUCACCUGAACCUCUAAGACAACCACAAGCUACUGCUGAACCCUUGGGGAUUCUCACAAUUGUUGAGUCUGAGUCAGAGUCCUCGCUGUCCCUGGACAUUUCUGAAGAGCUCCGAAGGAUUGCAGCCAAAGGCAAGCCAAUGACAGUAGAGGAGAUGGGCACUGUCUGUCAUGAUGUAGCCACACCCCCACUGUCUCCACCAGCUGAGGAAGAGAAGUGGGAGGUCUUCCCAGAGAGACAGGUCACGCCGCCAGCAACCCCUCCUAUAACUAAAACCCCACCUAGAAUAAGAACACCAUCGCCCAUGAGAAAGGAGCCUUUCAUUGAGAGCGAAGAGGAGGAGGUUCUGGAUGAAGACAUAAUAGAGCAGCCACAGCCAAUUAAAAUAUCGGUGGGUGUCGGAGAUGAUAGGCCACUGACCACAGAGACACAAACUCAGCACACGUCGUCUUCUCCCAAACGCCCACUAACUGCAGCCUCUGAAGAGUCUGAGACAGCUUCACUAUCAACAGAGUCCACUGCUACAGAGACAGUGAAUGAGUGGAUUUCCGAGGGACAGUGGUUAUUGAGUUACAGUGAGGGCCAGGUGGUUGGAGCAGUCAACUACGAAGCUAUACGCAAGGAGAUUGCUGGGAGAGGCUACGAGCACAUUGUAGAUGUCAGCACUGCAAGUACAUUGAGAGAUACAGAAGAUCUAGACUUGGAUAUUGAAGGAACACGAAGCGAAGGGGAGUUUCUCCAUGGUGGGUUCCUGGAUCCGGACAAGGACCCACGACUGGAAGUAUUGGCACAGCUACAGAAGAGAACCAUACAUGUCCAACAGUUUCAUCCUGGACCAGCCCCGAGAGUUAUGUCCAGCACUGGCAGAAGUGUUGGAGAAAUGAGCAUCGGACAAGUACCACCCUCUAGGAUUGCAGCCGAGCAAACUAGAAAGUAUGGAGAACACCUGCAGCGAGGGAGAGGAGGUCGUGCCAGAAGUCCUUCAUCAACCUUGGAGAAAAAUCUAGAGGAAAAUUAUGCAUAUAAGAAGGACACACAGGAUAGAAGGCAGGAACUUGAACAGCAUCACAUUAGAACGCAGUCACCACAAGAAGACACCUACAGUAGGACAGCAUCACCCCAACAGAGACCGCGCAGUCGAACACCUUCGCCACAGCAGCAGAAGAGAAGUAGAACUCCACCCCAGCAAGACAGGCGCACCCAAGUCCAGUAUCAGCCUGUCCUAUCAGAAGGAAGACCAUUGUCAGCAAGAGGGAGAACUCUGCCUGGUAAACAGGACAGACGUAGAAACAGUGAUGUCAGACUGUCACAGACUAGCGACCCAGGUGUGAGAAGAUCUGACUCUACUUAUAACAGCGAGUCGUUGAGCAGAUCUGCUGAUGGAGACAGUUUCAGGCGAUCAGCUAAUGGCUUCCUGGCGUCCAGCUUGAAGUCAAGAAACUCUGCAGUCAAGAAGUCGGUGGAGUUUGACCUGAGCGGGACACAGCAGUCCAGCAAACGGGGAUCCAGGGACUUGUCUGAAGACAUGGGACCUAGCAACUCAGCUGUCUUGACGUACACUCAGGAUUCCUUGGAUGAAGCCGAGCUGCACAGGAUUGGUGCGGAAACUGGAACCAGUUCAUACGCUGGCACAUACAGGAUGUCUGUGACAAUACCCUCAGGUGCUGAAGGAGAGGACAGUGAGAUAUCUGAGAUAGACCUCUCCAGCAAAAGUGACAAGUAG